Messenger RNA from Ogataea philodendri, 1572 nucleotides. RefSeq lists its product as uncharacterized. The transcript has a single exon. NCBI's taxonomy places the organism in Eukaryota, Fungi, Ascomycota, Pichiomycetes, Pichiales, Pichiaceae. The record is from RefSeq and is a predicted model, not a curated record. Gene Ontology annotation, cellular component: cytoplasm. Gene Ontology annotation, molecular function: inositol-3-phosphate synthase activity. Gene Ontology annotation, biological process: inositol biosynthetic process; phospholipid biosynthetic process. Bases 1 to 1572 code for a protein of 523 amino acids.
AUGACUGUCCAAUUCGUCCCAAAAGUUAAAGUUCAAACCGACAAAUGCAAGUACUCUGAGAACGAGCUUGUCACCAACUACGUGUACAAGAACGCGGUUGUGGACAAAGAGCCUUCCGGAACUUACUCUGUCAAGCCUGUGGAGGAGCCAUACCAGUUCAAGGUUGACCUUAAGGUGCCUAAAGUUGGUGUGAUGCUUGUUGGAUUGGGCGGUAACAACGGUACCACAUUUGUGGCUUCCGUGCUUGCCAACAAGAACAAGGUCCAAUUCAACACCAAGGAAGGUUUGAAGAACGCCAACUACUAUGGAUCGGUCACCCAAUCCGCCACUGUCAAGCUGGGUGUCGACUCCAACGGUUUGGACGUGUACGCUCCGUUCAACUCGCUGCUACCAAUGGUGAACCCAAACGACUUUGUUGUUAGCGGAUGGGAUAUCAACGGAGACAACCUUGCCACUGCCAUGCACAAGGCCAAGGUGUUGGAGUUCGACCUCCAGGAGAAGUUGAAGGACGAGAUGAAGCACAUUGUGCCUCUCAAGUCGAUCUACUACCCAGACUUCAUUGCUGCCAACCAGGACGAGAGAGCCAACAACUGCUUCAACAGAUCCAACGGCGAGAUCCACACCACCGGCAAGUGGAGCCACGUGGAGCAGAUCAGAAAGGAUAUCCGCGACUUCAAGGCGUCCAACAAGCUCGACAAAGUUGUUGUGUUGUGGACUGCUAACACCGAGAGAUACGUUAAUGUGGUGGAAGGUGUGAACGACACUGCCGAGAACGUUUUGGAAGCUGUGAAGCAGGACCACGAGGAGAUUGCUCCAAGUACCGUUUUCGCCAUUGCCAGUAUCUUGGAGAAUGUUCCAUACAUCAACGGAAGUCCUCAAAACACUUUUGUUCCGGGUCUUAUUGAGCUUGCUGACAAGAACAACACCUUUAUUGGAGGAGACGACUUCAAGAGUGGCCAGACCAAAAUGAAGUCUGUUUUGGCCCAGUUCUUGGUGGAUGCCGGUAUCAGAACCAGCUCCAUUGCCUCGUACAACCACUUGGGUAACAACGACGGUUACAACUUGAGUUCUCCAAAACAGUUCCGGUCCAAGGAGAUUUCCAAGGCAUCUGUUGUUGACGACAUCAUUGCCUCGAACGAGAUCUUGUACAACGACAAGCUGGGCAAGAAGAUCGACCACUGUAUUGUCAUCAAGUACAUGAGUGCUGUUGGGGACUCCAAGGUCGCCAUGGACGAGUACUACUCGGAAUUGAUGCUUGGUGGACACAACAGAAUUAGCAUUCACAACAUUUGCGAGGAUUCGUUGCUGGCAACUCCAUUGAUUAUCGAUUUGUUGGUGAUGACCGAGUUCUUAUCGAGAGUUCAGUACAGCAAGAAGGGCGAGGAUAAGUACCAAAGCUUGCACUCUGUUCUUUCUUUCUUGAGUUACUGGCUCAAGGCACCAAUCACCCGGCCUGGAUUCACUCCAAUCAACGGUCUCAACAAGCAGAGACAGGGUCUUGACAACUUUUUGAGAAUCCUGAUCGGUCUGGAGCCAUUAGACGAGCUCAGAUUCGAAGAGAGACUGAUUUAA